This is a messenger RNA of Cherax quadricarinatus, 3184 nucleotides long. The record is from RefSeq and is a predicted model, not a curated record. NCBI's taxonomy places the organism in Eukaryota, Metazoa, Arthropoda, Malacostraca, Decapoda, Parastacidae.
GAAGCUUUAGAUGGUAGCCAUAUUGUGUCGAUAGUGUCAAUAAAAAUAAAAGUGAAUUUCUUGAAUUUUAGUGUGUAUGUAGUGGGGCUUCUGGCCUACAAGUAUGAACAAAACCUCCAGUAGACGCUCCUCCUAGCAAUGGCAGCAUCUAGAAAAUUACAAGGUGAAAUUGAUCGGUGCCUGAAAAAAGUGGCGGAGGGAGUGGAACAGUUUGAAGACAUUUGGCAAAAAGUUCAUAAUGCCACUAAUAGUAACCAAAAGGAAAAAUAUGAAGCAGACCUUAAAAAGGAAAUUAAAAAACUUCAAAGAUUACGUGAUCAAAUCAAGUCUUGGUUAGCCUCGGGGGAAAUAAAGGACAAAUCUCAACUACUCGAGAACCGGAAAUUGAUAGAAACGCAAAUGGAAAGAUUUAAAGUAGUAGAAAGAGAAACAAAGACCAAAGCAUACAGUAAGGAGGGUCUCGGGGCAGCACAAAACAAAGACCCAGCGCAGCGAGAAAGAGAAGAAGUCAACAGUUGGCUUAGUUCCUCUAUAGAUACCUUAAAUAUACAGAUGGACCAAUUUGAAUCAGAAAUUGAGUCUUUACUAGCAACGCAAAAGAAGAAGAAGAUGGAUAAAGACAAGUCGGAUCGGAUAGAAGACCUCAAGGAAUAUAUAGAUAGACAUCAGUACCACAUCAAGAAGUUGGAGAUUCUUAUGAGAAUGCUCGACAACCAAUCCAUAGACUGUGAUCAGAUUAAAAUGAUUAAAGAAGAUGUUGAAUACUACAUCGAGUCCUCGCAAGACCCAGAUUUCAGUGAAAACCUUGGGCUAUACGAUGACAUUGACAUGGACGACUUGGACUAUCCAACACCUGAAAUAACUGUAGGCAAACAUGUGCUUGGCGGGAGCCACGACAGCACAGACGGGUCAACACCUUCCUCGGCGUGCGGGUCAUCACCGGCCCCGUCCCCCGCCACCAACCAUUCCAAUGACCAUGACGCACCCACCACACCUCACGAUAAGAAGAGAAGCAGUAAAAAUGAAGAGUCAAGAUCGGUCAGUUCAACGAGCCAGCCGGUAAAACCUUUGGUAGUAAGACCAACGACCAACAGCAUCACAAACAACAGUACCCUAAAUAGUAAUAGUAGUAGUAAUACCAAUAACAGCAGCUCUGUGUCCUCCUCCAUUGUUGUGGUCAACUCAAAUUCAUCAUCCAAGGCCACACCACCUCCAUCCACCCCUACAAAGCCUGUAUCAGAGAGAUGGCCCAGCGUUGGACUUCCUCCAUUCAGCGACAGACUUGUUUGUGAAGAGUCCUGUUGUUCAGCCUCUCAAACUACUCCAAACAACAGUAACACAAGUUCAGGAACUUCCAAUCAUUUAAUCACCUCAACUUCACAACACAAUAGUACAGGGAGACAUUCGCCAGAACCAAGUGGAUUGAUGAACAGCAGUAUUGUGAAUAGUAAUAGCGGAAGUGGCAGCAGCAGUAGCAGCAGCAGUAGUAGCAGUUGCAGCAACAGCAGCAGUAGCAGUGGCAACUCUGUAUCAAACAGUAUAGGUAGCGGGAGUAGCAGUAGUAGCAGCAGCAGUAAUGGUCUCAGCAGUGGAGUUAGCAGCAGUGUCAGCGUAACUUCUCCGCAGGGCAGUCUAGCUGGCAGUGCGACUACGACUCCAGCGCUACCAUCUGGAGCGCCAACUCCGUCAGCACCAUCUGCCCACACAGGGCACACAUCUAUGAAUGCUGCCGAUACCACGGUAUCAUUAAAAGCGAUAGCCCAGAAGAAAGUUAAUGAAGUUAAUUCCACAUCGAUACCACCCUCAGUGUUGGAUGGCAGCAGUUGUGUUGUAAGCAGCAGCAGUACCACAUCCAGCACUAAUACCAAUAGUAACAACAAUACCAGCGCCACUAAUAGUUCAGGGAAGAGCACUACAACGUGUGAAGCGCAUAUCCCUCCACUAUUAGGAGUGGCUCCACUUGGCCCAGCCCAGUUAACAGUUGAACACCAUCCUAGAAAUAAAUCACAUUUACCUAGACUGUGUUCUGAAGAAAAUUGUAAUUGGCAGAUAUUUUAAAGAUAUGUUGCCCCUGGGCACAUGCCUUUAUUUUUGUCCUCUUGGUGCUUUUCUUCUGGUUAUGCAUAUGUUUAAGGUGUUAAAUAUUUUUCCAAGAAUGCCUGUGAAAUACUAGAAAUUUUGGUGUGCUUUGAUUAGCUUCUAUGCAUACCUAUUGCUAGUAUCUGGUAAAUACUGAUAAUCUUGCCUAAUGUGUGUAUUAAGUUAUAGUUUUUAUUACACAUCAAGAAAUCAACAGCUUACUGUAACAUUCACAUAAUCAUAUUUACUGGUUGUAAAAGCAUACGACUGCCAUUCGCUCAGAUGUAUGAGAAUCAUUUUAUCUUAAGUUAGUAUACAAGAAAUUCAUUCCUUACAUGUAUUUAUGCAUGAAUAUAAUUUUGGUUUUCUAUAAGUUCAGCUUUAAAGUAGGGGAUUUAUGUGUACAAGAAGUCGGUCAAUUGCUCAAGGCAAAGAUGCAGCUGACAGACUUAUGGAAGCCCUCAGACAUCUAAGUGUCCAGCUAAUGGCGUAGGAAUCAUGUAGAUAGUGUACAGUCGUUGUAGACUUUUUAUACAGUGUAAAUGAUAUUUUUAUACUGUCCUUGACAUCCCUACAGAGGUAUGCAGUGUAUCUGGAAACUGGCCACUUUUCCUGGUUGAUUUGGAACAUCAUGUUGGAAAUAAGAAUUUACAGAUUUACUGUUGUUAUUUACAGCGGUGUUAACUACUGUAUGCAAGAAUAUCAAUGGAUUUGUACCACUGCAUCAGUUUCAGAAAGCCUAAUUUUCCUAUACAGACUACUUGAGAAAUUGUGCCUCAUUAAAAACUGUGAUUGGUCAGCAUUCAUUGAUGUUGUUGUGUAUAGAUUUUGCAUAAUUAUUUGUCCAGGUUGGCUACUGGCAAAGACAACUUGAGUUUUUAAACCCAUUAUCACUUACAAAAACUUCUUCACAACUUUUAAGGUUUUACAAAUUUGUUUUCUUAUUCAGUAAUAUUUUCUUUCAUUGAUACCAGUCGGUUCAUCAUGGCAAUUGAGCAGUGGUUGUGGUUUCAUGAGAUAAUGGGGCAAACAACAGUGGUUUAAGAGUAGAAGACAAAGGUGUUUAUAUAAAAGUGAUAUAAAAUACACUCUAUUUCCUGUGGAA